Messenger RNA from Linum trigynum, 366 nucleotides. NCBI's taxonomy places the organism in Eukaryota, Viridiplantae, Streptophyta, Magnoliopsida, Malpighiales, Linaceae. The record is from the annotation of a GenBank genome assembly.
AUGAAAUUCGAUGAGAAAGAUGGCAUCGACUACGCUGCCGUCACCGUCCAGCUCCCCGGAGGCGAGAGGGUCCCUUUCCUCUUCACGGUGAAGCAACUCGUUGCUUCUGGAAAACCGAAGAGAUUCAACGACGAGUUUUUGGUUCCCAGGUACAGAGGGUCGUCAUUCUUGGACCCAAAGGGCAGAGGCGGGUCCCAGGGUUAUGACAACGCGGUGGCGCUGCCCCCCGACGGGAGAGGGGAUGAGGAAGAGCUGGCGAAGGAGAAUGUCAAGAACGCGGCGGCGUCGAAGGGGAAGAUUACAUUGAGCGUGACCAAGAGCAAGCCAGAGACAGGGGAGGAGGUUUGGUAUGCUCAGCUUGAUUAA